Octodon degus (degu) is the source of this 1329-nucleotide messenger RNA. RefSeq names its product caspase-1-like. The transcript is spliced from 8 exons. The record is from RefSeq and is a predicted model, not a curated record. Gene Ontology annotation, biological process: proteolysis; regulation of apoptotic process. NCBI's taxonomy places the organism in Eukaryota, Metazoa, Chordata, Mammalia, Rodentia, Octodontidae. Gene Ontology annotation, molecular function: cysteine-type endopeptidase activity; caspase binding. Gene Ontology annotation, cellular component: protein-containing complex. Bases 108 to 1256 code for a protein of 382 amino acids.
CAGAGGUAGCUGCGGUGGUUCUCUCUCUCCCGGAGCAUACAUAGCCCGCUGGGAAGGAAGUGGUCAGCUUUUUUUCUCAUAGCACAGGAGCAUAGGCGAGGACAGCCAUGGCUGACAAAAUCCUGAAGGGAAAACGGAAGAAGUUUGUUCACUCGGUCGGCACAGGUACUCUAAAUGGUCUGCUGGAUGAAUUGCUGCAGAAGCAAGUGCUGAACCAGGAGGAGAUGCAGAUUAUAAAAUAUCAGUGCGUAACAAUUAUGGAAAAGGCCCGAGCGCUGGUGGACGGCAUCAUCCAUAAAGGGCCCCAGGCCUGCCAGAUCUGUAUUGAUGUUGUUUGUGAGGAAGACUACUACCUUGCUAGAACACUGGGGCUCUUCUCAGCUUCUCAGGAAGUACAGGACAAUCAACUUAUGCCCAUGUCCUCAGGACGAGGAGGAGGUCUGAAGCUUUGCACCCUGGAAAUGGCUCAGAAUAUAUGGAGAGAAAAUUCAGCAGAGAUUUAUCCAAUAAUGAAUCAGUUGACCCGCACGCGUCUUGCCCUCAUUAUCUGCAACACAGAGUUCGACAGUCUUCCCAAAAGGACUGGAGCUGAAGCUGAUAUCAGAAAUAUGAAAACACUUCUAGAAGGCCUGGGAUACCAAGUGAUUGUGAGAGAAAAUCUCACGGCUUUGGAAAUGGCCACAGAGGUGAAGGCGUUUGCAGCCAACCCCCAGCACAAGACCUCUGACAGCACUUUUCUGGUCUUCAUGUCUCAUGGUAUUCUGGAUGGUAUUUGUGGAAAGAAACACUCUGCAGAAGAAAAUGAUGUGUUGCAAAUGAGCAACAUCUUUGCAAUGUUGAACACUAGCAACUGUUCAAGUUUGAAGGACAAACCCAAGGUUAUCAUCAUCCAAGCCUGCCUUGUAGAGAAGAAAAGCACAGAGUGUGUAAAGGAUGAAGCAGGAGACCCUUCAAACAUAUUCUUGACUCCAGAAGGUUUGGAGUUUGAUGGUAUUAUGAGAGUCCACAUAGAGAAGGAUUUUAUUGCUUUCUGCUCUUCAACACCAGAUGACUUUUCUCUGCGACCUCCUGAAAACGGCUCUCUUUUUAUUACAAAACUCACUGAAAUUAUGCAAGAAUAUGCCUGUUGCUGUGACCUGCAGGAAAUUUUCCAAAAGGUUCAACUUGCACUUGAUACGUCAGAGCCUAUGGCACAGACACCCGUGAAAGAACGCGUGACUUUGACGAAGCACUUCUAUCUCUUCCCAGGACACUAAAGUACCUAAAUUGUAUCAGUAUCUAUGGGUAGAUUUCUGUAUGUGCAGAGAGAGGAAGAAGGAAUUGAAGUUA